Messenger RNA from Saccoglossus kowalevskii, 8021 nucleotides. RefSeq lists its product as uncharacterized. Gene Ontology annotation, biological process: cell-matrix adhesion. Gene Ontology annotation, molecular function: calcium ion binding. NCBI's taxonomy places the organism in Eukaryota, Metazoa, Hemichordata, Enteropneusta, Harrimaniidae. The record is from RefSeq and is a predicted model, not a curated record.
ACGCUGAGAGUCCUGUUGUCAUUUGUCCAGCUGAUAUAUUGCAAAAUACAGACGAUGGAGCACCUUGGGCGAAUGUUACAUGGGGUGUUGUCAAUGCAACUGAUAAUUCAGGAUCUGUAUCCGAUAUAUAUGUGUCUCAUGCUCCAGGCAGCAAUUUCCCUAUCGGAAGUACAAAUGUUACGUAUUCCGCUGUAGAUGCAUACAACAACACAGGGUACUGUUCCUUUAGUGUAACCGUCGUUGACGCUGAGAGUCCUGUCGUGAUUUGUCCAGCUGAUAUAUUGCAGAACACAGACGACGGGGCUUCCUGGGCGAAUGUAACAUGGGGUGUUGUCAAUCCAGCUGAUAAUUCAGGAUCUGUAUCCGAUCUAUAUGUGUCUCAUGCUCCAGGCAGCAAUUUCCCUAUCGGAAGUACAAUUAUUACGUAUUCUACUGUAGAUGCAUACAACAACACGGGGUACUGUACCUUUAGUGUAACCGUCAUUGACGCUGAGAGUCCUGUUGUCAUUUGUCCAGCUGAUGUAUUACAUAACACAGACGAUGGAGCUUCCUGGGCUAAUGUAACAUGGGGUGUUGUCAAUGCAACUGAUAAUUCAGGAUCUGUAAUCGAUCUGUAUGUGUCUCAUGCUUCAGGCAGCAAUUUCCCUAUCGGAAGUACAAUUGUUACGUAUUCUGCUGUAGAUGCAUACAACAACACGGGGAACUGUUCCUUUAGUGUAACCGUCAUUGACGCUGAGAGUCCUCUCGUCAUUUGUCCAGCUGAUAUAUUCCAGAACACAGACGAUGGAGCUUCCUGGGCGAAUGUGUCAUGGGGUGCUGUCAAUGCAACUGAUAAUUCAGGAUCUGUAUCCGAUCUGUAUGUGUCUCAUGCUUCAGGCAGCAAUUUCGCUAUCGGAAGUACAAUUGUUACGUAUUCUGCUGUCGAUGCAUACAACAACACGGGGUACUGUUACUUUAUUGUAACCGUCAUUGAUACUGAAAAACCAAUCGUCAUUUGUCCAAAUAACAUAUCACAGAAUGUCGCCACGGGAUCAGCUGUUGCAAAUGUGACAUGGAAUCCUGCCACAGCAAGUGAUAAUUCAGGAUCAACCACUCAGUCAUCCGUUUCUAUAUUACCAGGAAGCAGUUUUGCAAUUGGAAAUAAUGAACCUCCAGUUGUAACUUGUCCUGCUCAUAUAACAAGGGAUGCAGAUAUUGGCGCACUUAGUGCAGAAGGUGUUACAUGGAAUCCUGCUUCUGCCACUGAUAAUUCCGGUACUGCUACUCAGAAAUCUGCCUCACACAUCUCGCCAAGCAACUUUCAUGUUGGACAAACGAUUGUUACAUACAUGUUUGAAGACCCAAGCUCCAACACUGCGUCUUGUUCCUUCACUGUCACCAUCAUAGGUCAUCCAGCUUGUUUCAAACAGUGUUUUAAAGGAUUCUGCGUACUAGAUGACUCGUACCAACCUAAAUGCAACUGCAACAGUGGUUACAGUUUGCACCAAAGCAUUGACUGGCUCUGUCAAGAUAUAAACGAAUGUUCUGAUGAAUCCACGAAUGGAUGCUCGUAUAAAGACGGAUGUCGGAAUUUACAAGGAUCAUACAUCUGUUUAUGUCCUAAUGGUUAUAUGCUCGCAUCUGAUGGAAGAACUUGUGUUGAUAUUAAUGAGUGUUACUAUGAAAACUGUAAUAACCACGGAAUAUGCACGAACACAGAAGGUAGUUUUUACUGUACUUGUAGUAAAGGCUAUGAAGGAGUUUCUUGUGAAGAAGAUAUUGAUUGGUGUCAACAAUCACCAUGUGUCCAUGGCAACUGCACUGAUGGUAUUGAAACUUACACUUGUCAUUGCCUCGACGGGUUUACAGGAAUAACAUGUGAUGAAGAUGUGCUUGAGUGUAAAAGUAUGCCUUGUCAAAAUGAUGGUACAUGCAUUGAACAAGUCAAUGGUUAUAUAUGUAACUGUGAUCGUGGUUGGACUGGUACACAUUGUCAGGAGGAUAUAGAUGAAUGUUUAAUCAUGUUAUCAAACUGUCAACAUACAUGUCAUAAUGUAUUGAGAACUACUGAUGACCGAGGAUUUACAUGUAGCUGCAUAGACGGGUACGCACUUAUUGAUGACGGGCACAACUGUAAUGAAAUAAAUGAAUGUGCAUCAAAUCCCUGUGAAAAUGGAGAGUGUAUUGAUGAAAUCAAUCAAUAUUCGUGUAUAUGCUUAAUUGGAUGGACUGGUACGAACUGUGAAACAGAUAUUGAUGAAUGUUAUGAAGAGACGGAUGAAUGUGAUGAUAAUGCCAUCUGCCAAAACACUCAAGGAAAUUAUACGUGUACAUGCAUCGAUGGACAUAGAGGAAAUGGUUUCAACUGCUAUGAGAUAAUACUGUUCCCGUUUGGUAUUGAGGUUGAAGAUAACAAGUUACGACUAACGUACCAUAAGGCAGUAACAGACUCUACAGCAGAUGGACGAAUUACUCGUGAUACAGCACAAAACCUGUAUGAUUUGAUAUCGCCGACUAUAAAACCUCCUGUCGGUUUUCCAUUUAUGGGUCAAUUCUACUACAGGAUGGUAACUAAUGAAUCAUCAUUGUUCACAUAUCUUGACGGCGAAUCCUGGGAAUUGUUCAAUUAUCCGGAUUUCAUUCCGUACUUCCUUGAUGAGUUGAUAAAUAGGUUUGAAGAAAAAGAUCAAGACUUUCUAAACAUGACACGCACUGCAUGUGAAAAUAACAUAGAUUGCGUCUAUGACACGUUGGCAACCAGGGCAAUGGAGAUUGGACUGUACACUAAAACCAAAUCAACUGUUUUUGAAGAAAGUGCAGCACAGCUAGUAAAUUAUCCACCUCGUGUGAAUGGAACUGACGUGUUGCGAGUAGAAGUCAAUAAACCUACAACGAUACAACUCACCGCUGAAGAUCCAAAUGGCGAUUUAGUGAAGUUUAGGUUUCUAGAAGAAAUAGAUGGAGCUGAGAUCGGGGAAGAGACGGGAACUAUUACCUGGAAACCAGUAAAUACAACACAAUUAGUCUUUCAAGUCCAAGCCUCAGAUGGCAAAGCAGUAGCGGCGUACAAACCAGUGGUUCAGAUAUGUGAUUGUAAGAAUAAUGGAACGUGCCUAUUUGACACUAGUGUCGGAGAAAGCGAUGAAGUGAAUUCAAAGUUUAAGGUUGUAGCGUGCAGUUGUUCUGAAGCAUACAGUGGUUCCUUCUGUGAAACUGAUUACGAUGGUUGCUUGGAUGACCCAUGUUUUCCUGGUGUUAAAUGUACUGAUGUUGAGGCUCCAGGUUUCGGUGCUAUAUGUGAGGAAUGUCCUUAUGGACUUUAUGGUGAUGGUAAAAAAUGCUAUGACAUUGACGAAUGUUUUGAAGAAAGGGAUCUGAAUGACACAAGGCAGUUCUGUCAGCAAGAGUGUAUAAAUACAGUUGGAAGUUACAAUUGUGGCUGCUAUUCAGGAUAUGUAUCAUAUAAUCGUACUCACUGUGAAGAUAUCGAUGAAUGUUACCAACAGUUAUUUGAGUGUCCAAACAAUGCUCACUGUGUCAAUACUAUGGGAUCAUAUAUAUGCACAUGUGAUGAUGGAUACAAGCAAUAUGUCAGAAAUAAUACAUGCAUAAAUGUAAAUGAAUGCAUUGAAAUAUCAUCUCCUUGUCCGGAAUAUAGUACAUGUGAAGAUACUGAAGGUGGACAUAAAUGUAUGUGCCUUACAGGAUUCGAGAAAAAUUCCACGGGUUAUUGUGAAGACAUAAAUGAGUGUACUCUAUCAUUAUCUGAUGAUGAUCGUCAUAAUUGUAAUAUUCAAGCCAGUUGUCACAAUAUACCUGGUAGCUUCCAGUGUACAUGUACUGAAGGAUGGCAUGGAGAUGGUGAAACAUGUCAAGAUAUCAAUGAGUGUGAUGAUGUGUACUUGACUGAUUGUGACCCACAGAAAGCAAAGUGUUCAAACACACUUGGUAGUUAUACAUGCACAUGUAUUGAUGGGUAUGAGGGAAAUGGAACCAUUGGAAGUUGCACCGAUAUCGAUGAAUGUUUACUAUCAACUGAUGAUUGCCCACGUGAUAUCUCGAAUUGUGACGAUACAGAAGGUUCAUACAAAUGCAUAUGUAAAAACGGAUACGAAGAUGUGAUUGGGGAAUCUAGAAAUUGUACAGAUGAAAAUGAAUGUCUUCUUUCUAGUCAAAAUGAUUGCAAUCCGUCAAAUAACAUAUGUGAAAACGCAGAUGGUAGUUAUGUCUGUCUAUGUAAACUUGGGUACACUGGAGAUGGAAAUAAUUGCACUGAUAUUAAUGAAUGCACAGUAGACAAUGGAGGAUGUGAACACACAUGUGUAAAUACAGAGGGGAACUAUUAUUGUACAUGUAAUGAUGGAUAUGAAAUAGAUGUCGGUGGUUUCAACUGCAAAGAUAUCGAUGAGUGUAUUCUUGAAACACACACCUGUCCACAGAACUGCACCAAUACAGAAACCACCAAUGACAAUACUGUUGGAUAUGUAUGUUCAUGUGUCGAUGGAUUCAUGGAUCAGGGAACAACAGGUCGCGAUUGUAUUCCUGAGGAGAGUUGUGCAAAUAACAGCUGUGUAAAUGGAAUAUGUUAUGUGCUUGACGGAGUUCAACAAUGUCAAUGUGAGCAAGGAUAUGAGUUGGAUGCAGCAGACCAGAAUACAUGUUUACAAAUUGAUGAAUGUGAUCGUGGUACAGAUAUGUGUUAUCAUAACUGCCACGACGAGACACCUGGAUAUCGUUGUUCGUGUCGUGAAGGAUAUACAUUAGAUGUUGACGACAGAUCAUGCUCAGAUAUUGACGAGUGUAUUGGUAGAAUGCACAACUGUACAGCACUAGAAGAGUGUAUUAAUACUGAUGGAGGUUUCAAAUGUGUUUGUAUUCCUGGCUAUGGUUCUGACAGUGGAAUAUGUGAAGAUGUUGAUGAAUGUCAGAGUAACACUUCCAUGUGUCACGUGAAUGCCACGUGUACAAAUACCAUUGGUCAGUAUGAAUGUGAUUGUAACGAUGGAUUUAGUGGUAAUGGUGUGAUAUGUGCAGACAUUAACGAAUGCAUUGAUGACCCAUGUCCAGCUCAUUCAGAAUGUAGCAACACUGUUGGCAACUAUACGUGUACUUGUGAUACCGGUUUUGAAUUAGACGGUAAUGACUGCAAUGAUAUAAAUGAAUGUAAUGAUGUAAGCUGUGACGCAAUGGCUGAUUGUGUGAAUACUAUCGGUUCUUAUUACUGUGAGUGUAUUGCUGGUUAUGAAGAAGAUGAACACAACACCUGUAAUGACGUCAAUGAGUGCUUGUUAGGAAGAGACAGCUGCGAUGUCAACAGUGAAUGUCAGAACACACCAGGAUCGUAUAUAUGUGAUUGCAAUGAUGGUUAUUCAAUUGCUGACCCCUUAUCCUGUCAAGAUAUUAAUGAGUGUUUAAAUAAACCAUGUGGUGACAAUGAACGAUGUGUCAACAACCCUGGGAGCUACCAAUGUCAGUGUAAACCAGGAUACUACAAGGAGGAUGACAAAUGCAAAAAAUCCAAAGCGUUUAAUGUGUCCAUGAUACUUACGUCAGUCGGAGGCAUCAAUCUUGUAGAUUUCAAUAAUGACCUGACUUCAACAAGGUCGGAACUGUAUACUAUUAUAACGACCACAAUAGAAGAUGAUAUGGCAACACUGUUUUCAAAUUCAGAAAUAUCCUCUGAUUAUUUGAGCACAAUAGUAGCUGUAUAUGAAGAUACAGAUGGUGGAACAUUAGUGCGAUGUCUUGUUAACACAAAAAGCGCAUCUUCAAUAACUUCUGAUGAUCUGCUAUCGGCUUUCACUGUUGGUCUAGCACAGGAUGGAACACUGGUUGGGAUUUCAACUUAUAUACGUCAAAACUCGUUUAAAAGUGAUGAUAUCGUCAUCAACCACUGUUUGGACGCCACUGAUACCUGCACAGAAGGUGAAGUCUGUGUUUUCACUGGAAAUAAUGUUUAUGACUGUGAAUGUGCACCUGGUUAUAGUAUGGCUGCUUCAUCGGGGAAAUGUAUAGACAUUGACGAAUGUAUAGAUGAACCAUGUGAUUCAGAGUAUCAAUGUAUAAACACUGCAGGCAGUUAUAAAUGCACAUGUCUUCCUGGAACAUUCAAUACAAGUGGAAAAUGUGAAAACUCCAAAACAUUCAAAGCUGACGUUAAAAUCGUUGAAGAUUACAAAGACGAGUAUGAUGACUUAUCAUCAUCAGGUUAUAAGGAAGUAACAAGACGAUUCACUGAGGCGAUGAGAAUUGCUCACACUGACACUACUAAGACAAGAUCUGACUACCAAGGCUGUCAUGUACAAAAGCUAAGCCGUGGCAGUGUUAAUAUAGAAUAUAUAUUAUAUUUUAAAAAAGAUACAGAUAUAAGUGUGUCAGAUUUGGAAGACGUUCUUGCCAAUUAUAAUGAGGUGAUUGAUGUCACAUCUAGUACCAAGGUGGUGUUUAAAGAUAGCACUCUUCUCAUCCAAGAAUAUACUCCAAAAGCAUGUGACAGUGAUGUCACACAUGACUGUAGUGUCGAUGCCGAUUGCAUAGAUGUAGUAGACAGAUUCCAUUGUGAUUGUAAUAGUGGAUAUGAAGACGAAUCUCCUGAAAGGCCAGGAAGAAUUUGUACAGAGAUUUGUCCUACAACGUACUGCGUCAAUGGAGGAACUUGUGUUGGAGACAGCAUCGCAGAACGUAAAUGCGAGUGUCCAACAGGUUACGUAGGACAUAUAUGUGAAAAGUCGACAAUGUUACCGAGCAAUGAUUUGGACCGGGUCUUAGUAAUUUCAAUUGGUACAACGGCUACUAUAAUCACUAUUGCCUUGGUGAUUUCGGUCAUAUUUUGCUGUCUAGUACGCAAGAAGCAAGAUGCAAAAUCAGGUUCGGUUUCUGAUUUUUUUAAUCGUGUGAAGGAACAAGGACAACGCAACAUGUGGCGAUACGGUGAUGACGACACUCUUAGUGAUAUUUCAUGGGAUUCCCAACCGGAAGAACAACUGAAACACCUUGCAAAGGUCAUGGAACAUGCACCAAGGUUUGAAAAGCCUACACGACCCAAUUUGGGACCAACAGAAUAUGACAACAAAGGGUUUGUUUUACCGUAUGUUGCGAAAGGAACAGAGGCACAAGAUUCAGACCGUGCCAAGGCUCUAAGGGAUAGAUCACAAUCCGUGUAUGAUGCCGCAUAUAGUGAUGAUCAUGGUAGACAAUUCUCUUAUCUGACUGGUCACCAAACCAGGCACAGCCAUGAUGACAUUGACUUACAAAUACCUCAGACUCACAAUGCUGACUUCAGAAGACAAUCGAGAUAUGAUUAUUAAAUGAAUAUUCUAUUAGCUGGACCACAGUUGCUACAUGGACUUAUAUGAUUUUUUGAAUUUUAUUUUUGUUUUUUGUUUUGAGAUAUUGAAAAUGAGAAUUGAACUUCAUUAUUAAUCCAUAACAAUGUAAUCAGGAAGUAACACGUCAUAUAAGUAUAUUACUAAGCAUUACAAUUGAGUAUUGAUUGUAAAAGCCACAACCCUGAAUCUGACGUUUUAACUUAUAUAUUCAAGUAGCAAAAUAAAUAAUAAUUGACAGAUGUUGCCACGUCUAGACAAAAGUAUAAACGACAAAUAACAUGACUACGUGAGUACAGCAACAUCAUUGACAAACACUUUUGUUGCAAUGCCUUUACAUUGUAUAUGUUACCAAAGAUGCACUUCAGGCGAUUUUGAUUUUUGUUUUGUUUUCACUAAUUCGUUUUGCAUUCCCGAGAAUACGGUAAAUUUUGACAUACCAAGUGGCAGCAUUACCGAGAGAAAUUAUUUCUGACUUAUAAACUGUUGUUAUUUGCAGAAUGGUGAUGGCGACAGUCAUAACAUUUUUCUAUUCACUUGUUAUAUGUAAAUUUUAAAAUACAUGGUACAUAGUCUAUAUCAAAAUCAGAUAAUUUACAACGAGAAUGAGUAUGCACCUAAUGUCUUUCAACAACUUAUUUUAUAUUAUCCAAGACUGUAAUUAUUCAGAGAUUUAUUUUUAUAUUUUAUUCAAGAAAUAAACGAUUUAUAUACAUA